Molecule: messenger RNA, 1164 nt
Organism: Pisolithus orientalis
Lineage: Eukaryota; Fungi; Basidiomycota; Agaricomycetes; Boletales; Pisolithaceae
Exons: 9
Coding region: 1-1164 (387 amino acids)
Source: RefSeq, a predicted model, not a curated record
AUGAUUGCAGAUGACCAAGCACCUGAAUUUGCACAUGAUGGUGCUGCAGUUCCAGUAGAAGUUGACCCAUUCCCCUCCUCCAAUCAGCAAGAAGUUUUCUGGAAGGCUUUGCAGCAUGUGCAUGAAAUUGGCCAUGUUCCCCAUGGCUAUGGCAUGCAGCAGGAGGAAUGGGGUGAGAAAGGCUACCCUGAAUUAGAGGCAAUUCCAUCAGGAUUCCCCUAUGGUAAGCAUAGCUACUGGACUGCUGUGUUGGGCCUCAAGUUCUUGUUCUCAGGCUUCAAAACCCUCCACAUCACUCAUGCCCUUGUACAAGCAGGCAGAUUUGGAGUCAAACUGAGGACUGAAGACCAUGAGUUGUCAGCAAAAAGGACAGACACAGGAGCCAAGGAAUCUCUCAUCUUCAGUACCUCAGAUCAUCUUCCUACCCUAUGGGACAGUGGAGGUAUGUGCUGCCUGUUCCUGAAGACAAUGACAGUAUGGAUGAUGCUUAACCCUUGCUUGCACAUCUCUUUCCUGUCAUUCACUGGUCCAAGGCUCCUUCAACUGCUGAGUUCAGUUGGCUGGAGGCAUUGGGUCUUGCUCAUGCAAACUUUCAUGAAUACUUUCACUUUCAUCAUGACUGGGACUUUCCACAGCUGGAUGAGGAGCUUCACUUGUUAUUCCCCCAGCUCUUUGCAUAUCUUGACUUGCAGCCAAAGGUAUGACAGCAGCAAACAGGAUCCCUGCUACAAAUCGCUGCCACCCUACCAUCUCUGUGUCAAAAGUCAUAGUGAAGUUGCCAUCACAAGUGGUGCUGACUUCCCUACUGGGGAGAUCAUAUAUGAGAAGGUGAAGGCUGGAAAACUGGCUGAGUCAGAUGAUGGGUUUGAUGCACCUGUGUCACCAUCAAAACAUCAUCCCAAAUGCCUGUGGGUUAUGCAAAUUACUGAUGGUGCAGAUGAUAUGCCAACCACACCAGCCAUGACCCCCACCAUGAUUGGCCUUAGUGGCCCUGACACAGAAAUGGGGGAAUCUGCAGGUACUUCUGCACCAGCUGAGUUACCCCCACCAACAGCUCCAUCCACCCCAGUCAUGUCUCCUGCUUGUGCACUGCAGAAUAACUCCUUCAUGAUAGAUGACAUCAUCACCAAUCCUUGGAAGGUGAAUCAUACAUUCCAUUUCUAA